Molecule: messenger RNA, 4000 nt
Organism: Labrus bergylta (ballan wrasse)
Lineage: Eukaryota; Metazoa; Chordata; Actinopteri; Labriformes; Labridae
Gene: tmem245
Product: transmembrane protein 245
Source: RefSeq, a predicted model, not a curated record
AACGUGUUACGUCAUAUGUUUUCCUUCGUCACGCGGUGGAUCCCUCGGGUGGAGCGACGUUACUGGAGCGGAGUUGAAACAUGGCAGACGAGGAGGACUCGGCACCGGAGCCUGCCGCUGUCUCUCCCCCGACGAGCCCUCCCUGCGAGCGGCCUCACUUCGUCUCCUUUUCCGAGAGCGUGCAGCCGGCGGUCGGGAUGAUGAGCCAACUGCUGAGCCAGCCGUCUUCUCUGAAGUUUGAUAAAAAUAUCAAGCAGGCCUUCUAUAACACCGGGGCGAUGAUCUUCGUAGCUAUCUGCUGCGCUGCGGUGCUGGUCUACUUCAUCCUGGAGGCCUUCCUCCGUCCGCUGCUGUGGGCUACGCUCUGCGGAACCUUUCUCCACCCCUUCAAGCACUCCCUGGCCCGGCUCGGCCGCUCCUGGCUCAGCGGCCUACAGGAAACCGGGACGCCCAUCGUGCUUGGGACCCUGCUGGUCCCUGUGUGGUGUGUGAACCACGGGAUGGAGGCGAUGGGUCGGCUGGUGCUGGAGAGGCUGACGGUGCUGCUGGUGAUCGGUGCCGGAGCGCCGCUGAUCUACUUCCUCUACCUGUUCUGGAGCGUCAUCGGCAUGCAGGUGAUCCUCGGGCACGUCUGCGGGAUCAUCGGGGCCGUGCUGGACUGUUUCCACACCGUGUGGGUGUGCACUUUGGUGUUUGGCUACCUGUUGGCUGUUUGUUUCAAAUGGGGUCCUCACACUGAGCAUUACCUGCGGGCUCUGGCUGUUCCUGUUUGGUCUGUCCUGCUCUUCUACAUUGUGUCUCUGACUGGCUCGUGGAAAGUGCCCAUAUUUGUGGUAAUGGUUAUUCUCAUGAUCCUUGGCUCUCUGGAGAAACCGCCUGUCCCUGGCAGAGGAGAGCUGUCAGGGCAGGUGUUGUCGUUCGCUGCUAACACUAUUUACAUGGCUAUCUCCUGUAGCAACCUUCAGCUGAAAACUGAGCCCAGUGGAAACUCAACUACAGAUGGAGUGCAGUCUGUUGGCCCACUUCCCUCCACGCCUGGAUUCCCUCGCGGCUCUCGUUCGUUUCCAGCCGGCCUCUUUCAGAAAGAGAAAAGCUCCCACAGAGCCAGUGACAUCUACUUCAUUCUGCUUGUGUGGGCCAUCGUGCUGGUUCAGGUGUGGCUAAACCUAUGGAUCCUACAGCUGCUGCCCAUUCCUCUGGCCGUGUGGGUGCUAAAGAAGCUGGUGGUCCACUUUGGCCUGAAGAGCUUUGCAGAGCGGACUCUCAGCUCGUGGUGGGUGGUGCUGGAGAAGCUGGGACGUGAGCGAGAGGAGGCCCUGCUGCCUGGACCAAUCAAAGGCCUGGCACAGUUCCUGCUGCGUGUGGACACUAAGCUCUGGCAUUGGCUUAACAAGCAGAUGAUCGUGUGGUUGGAGCGAUCUCUGGAUAAAAUCAUCAGCAUCUUCAUCAUCUUCGUCCUGGUUUCAGGGACGCUGCUCAUGGCUCUUCUGCUCACUGCUAUGGUUCAUCAUGAAAGCGUUCACAUCGUCGACGUAACGAGUAACCUCAUCAACGAGACCGUGUCUAAUCAUCCAGAAUGGGCAAAUUGGCUUCCAGAGGCUCAUGUGGUUCAGAAGGCUCUAAAUUCAGCUGCCACUAAUGUCUAUCAACACGGUCGAGAAUGGAUAACACAGAAGCUCCAUAAGAUGUUAGGAGACAAGGUGAACCACACAGCUGUGAUUGAGAAACAGGUUUUGGAGCUUUGGGACAGACUGUAUCACUCCUGGUUUGUGAAGAACACUACCCACACUGGACGCCUUCGUGGUCAGAAGAUGAUGGCUCAGAGACAGAACAGCUGGUUAGGCGACAUCCUGGACUGGAAGGACAUCGCCUCCUUUCUGCAGGAAAAUAUUGAGACCCUGCUGUCUAUCCUGGAGUCUCUGUGGGUGGUGAUGAGCAGGAAUGUCGGCCUCCUCAUCUCCACCACGACCACUCUCUUCACCGUCCUGUUCCACAGUGGCACUGCGCUGCUCAACUUCGCUCUGAGUCUGGUGAUUUUCCUCACCACUCUCUUCUACCUGCUGAGCUCCAGCGGUGAAUACUACAAACCUGUGAAAUGGGUGAUCAGCCUGACCCCCCUCUCCCAGCCUGGACCCUCCUCUAAUAUCAUAGGCCAGUCUGUGGAAGAGGCCAUCAGAGGAGUGUUUGACGCAUCUUUUAAAAUGGCCGGCUUCUACGGUCUAUACACUUGGCUCACUCACACCAUCUUUGGCAUCAACAUUGUUUUCAUUCCCUCUGCCCUGGCUGCCAUCCUGGGUGCUGUACCAUUCCUGGGGACGUACUGGGCAGCGGUGCCAGCAGUGUGCGACCUGUGGCUUGCACAGGGAGAAGGCGCGAAGGCCGUGCUGCUGCUGAUCUUUCACCUGCUUCCGACCUAUUUUGUAGACACGGCGAUCUACUCGGACAUAUCAGGGGGUGGACACCCAUAUCUGACAGGUCUGGCGGUGGCAGGAGGAGCAUACUAUCUGGGUCUGGAGGGCGCCAUCAUCGGGCCGAUCCUCCUCUGCAUCCUGGUGGUUGCAGCAAACAUCUACAGCGCCAUGCUGAUGAGUCCCAGCUCGGCUGCACCAACACCCGUGCAGUCCACCUGGCCGCUCCACCCCACGAGGACCUUCACAGACUCCACCCCUUCGGUCCUGAAGAAGAGCAGUGAGUGAGAGGAUUUGUUCCUGUGGCCUCUUACUGGCUGAUUCCUCGCUGGAACUGCUCUCCUCCAUGAAGCUCCUCCUUCGCCGCUCGCCCGGCUCUACAGGAGCCCCCGGCCCGGAAGAGAAGGCAGCCGACUGCUUACCAAAGCUCUUUCUCUGAGCAGUUUGUCUCCAGCUGCUCUCAAUCUAGACCCAAAAAAUGACGGACGUGAGCGUUCAUCCUGAUCCCAAAUAUUAACCAAUGACUGCACAUUGGACUUUGAAUGGUGAAGAUGUUGGUGCUAAUCAAUCAUCACUCUGUGCCAUGUGCCUAAAUAGGUUUUGAUACAUUUGAAAAAGCCUAAAAUGAUCGUCCAGUUUGUGGUGAAUAAUAACUUCAUAUGCCCCUGAUGUCCACCUUCACUCCCCGGCUGUGUUUCAGCUCCAGAAUGUGCUCGUGCAGUAUUUGUACUCCCUACCUCUCUCCUCAUUGAGGCUCACUUAGAGUUUAUAGCGACGGUUGGGCUGUGUGGAGAUAAACCUAAGUCCUCAAACCUGGCCGGGGGGGGGGGAGUUGAUAACUGUUUUUAUUAACUUCAUUCACGUUUCAGUGAUUGUAGCCCCAGAUCGCUGCUAACAAGACUCCUACUCCUGCUCUCCUGCACCAGGAUCCGUUACCACUUUGUCACUUUUUUUCUUGUUUUUUUUACUGUAUGUCAAUGUUUCAUCUUUUCUUCUAAUGUCUACAGGUUCAGACAGAUGACGACUACUUUAGAGGGUCGGACAAGUUGUCCGGUUAGGGAAUUUGGUCUGAAUUUGAGACCAGGGGAUUAACGAGGGAUUAUGUUUUAACAUUUUUCAUUGUUUUAUAAAACACUGAGUGCAAUUGAACAUAUCGAGCUGAUUCAGAAGUGAGAAUAUCGAUAACCUCAUUGACGAGAUUGACUGAGUAAUUUUGUCAGAAUUCCAAAGUCUUGGUAUGACUGUGAUUUUUUUUUUUCAGUAGUUGUAAAUCCAACAGGAGAGUCUUUAUGUUUUCUAUUCACCUCAUCCACUCUUCGCUCACUCCAUUCUUAAACAUCAGUCUGCGCACUUUGAACAGAGUAUGAAGUUGUUUACAUCAUUUGAAGCAAGCUGUACAUAUGAACUGUGUAUGUAAUGUGACACACUAAUCAAACUUGGCUACUAUGUUAGCUGCCUGGGGGUGGGAUAUGUCCUGGGUUUGAACAAGCGUUAGCAAUAGUUCACUGUUCAGCUGAAACUGUUUGCAUUUGGUCCUGUUGUAUUUUAUAUCACUGGAUAUGCACUGACACAAUAAACGUCAUUUAAACCAA